Messenger RNA from Fusarium musae, 1002 nucleotides. RefSeq lists its product as uncharacterized. The transcript has 2 exons. Bases 1 to 1002 code for a protein of 333 amino acids. The record is from RefSeq and is a predicted model, not a curated record. NCBI's taxonomy places the organism in Eukaryota, Fungi, Ascomycota, Sordariomycetes, Hypocreales, Nectriaceae.
AUGACCCGCUGGGAGCCUGCUCCAGAGCCUACAAAGGGCGUUGACUGUGUGCCCACGAACGAUGAGCAAGAAGCAUGCGGUGAGAUCUGCUGCGCUGGCUGGCAGACCUGCGCGUUCAUGGGUCAAUGCUCUGCAAAGCCUGGUUACGAGGAGCCCACCGCUGUUGUGAUUACCACUGAUGGAAAGAUCACCACCCAAUACUCGGCUCCUUAUCGAGUCACUGGUACCACCACCAUCACAAACAGCGGUGCGCCCACCGAGUCCGGGACUGCAACUGAGACUGAAUCCGAGGCUUCUGCAACGGCCACUGAGACUAGCGAGGGCGCCGCAGCUGGCGAGACCGGAACUGGUGGUGGUGGCCUGAGUGCCGGUGCCAUUGCUGGUAUCGUCAUUGGCGUCAUCGCUGGUGUUGCGCUUCUCCUUCUCCUGUGCUUCUGCUGUAUUGCCCGUGGUCUCUGGGUUGCCCUCUUUGGCAAGAAGGACAAAGAGAAGAGCGAGCGUGUCGAUGUCUACGAGGAGCGAUACUCCCGCCGCGGCAGCCGACCACCUCCUUCGGCCUCGGCCCACUCCCGUCGUCCUCGACACAAGGGCUGGUUUGGUAUGGGUCGCCGUGGUUCCCCGUCUUCGGCCGGUGAUCGUCGUGAGAAGAAGUCAGAUGGUAAGAAGUGGCUCGGCAUUGCUGGUCUCGCGGCCACACUCCUUGCUCUCCUCAAUCUCAAGAAGGAUAAGCGACCUGCGAGCACCAAACCCGCGCGCUCAUCUCGAGGAUCAUCGCGAUCGCGGUAUAGCGACUCUUAUUACUCAUACAGUGACUACACCAGUCCCACUCAAGCUCAGGUGGACGAACGAACCGCACUCGUCGCACAAGAGACAGCCGAGCGAGGUCGUAUUACUCCCGCGACAGCAGGCGAUGAAGCCUUUAAAUCCCCGCUCCUCAUCCUUUUAUCCCCAUUCGUCACACAUAUACUCCCCAUCCUGUACAUGUCUCUGCAUUUGACAUAA